Molecule: messenger RNA, 1011 nt
Organism: Neurospora tetraspora
Lineage: Eukaryota; Fungi; Ascomycota; Sordariomycetes; Sordariales; Sordariaceae
Exons: 1
Coding region: 1-1011 (336 amino acids)
Molecular function (GO): protein binding
Source: RefSeq, a predicted model, not a curated record
AUGUUCAAGCGCUCGUUCCGAUCCCGCGAUGCGGGCAGCUCCCAGAGGGAGCCUGCCCAAAUAUCAACCAGUACGGAUUCGCAACAUCGGGUGGACAAGUCUGCAAGGCUCACCAAGAAAUCGAAACGGGAUCUCCAGAAGCUGUCGAACCUCAAGCAGUCGCUCACAGGUGAGAACUCUUCGCGCCCACAACAGUCAACGCAAGCGAAGCCAGCCGAGAAGCCACUCGCCAUCACCCCCUCUCCCAUCAUUACCAUCACCGUGGGUGGCGAGGGACGGCUGUUUGCUGCGCAUGAGGAUAUCCUAUGCCAGGCUCCUCUCUUCGAAAGAAUGCUACGCGGCGCCCAUCCCAAUGCGCAAUCCAAGAGGAUCUUGCUCGAGGAUGAAGAGCCGGAGAUAUUUAGCGCCAUCCUCGAAUACCUCUACAAGGGCGACUACUACCCUCGUCUGCUACACAACCAGCAGCAGGACUCUUGGGAGCUCGAGGACUCUCUCUCCAUCCCCGCCAGUCGGGCCGCGCCCCUCACACCCCCGAUAGGCAACCACUCACCACAAUUCGGAGGUGGCCGCGCAGGUCAGGUCCCCUCUCCGUCUGUCGAGCGGACCGUGUUUCUCUCCAGCAUCAACCAACAUUUGCUUCGUGACACGGUAGUCUACUGCGCCGCAGAACGCUACGGGCUGGAGGAGCUCAAGAGGCUGGCGCUGCGAAAGCAAGGGCUGCAGACCGGUAUCAACGUCGGCACCAUCCUUCGCAGCGCUCAGUACUGCUACGCGCACACGCCCGACUCCGACAGUCGCCUGCGCGCCCAUUACCUGGCACUCAUCAUCCGGUGCCGCAAGACCUUCAAGCGCAGCGGCACCAUGCAGGCCGAGAUGGAGAAGUGCGGCAGCAGCAACGUGUACGGACAAGGCAGUGGGAAACUCUUCUUCGACCUGUUCGUUGCCAUGUGUAACCACCUCGACGACGUCAUUGACGCGAGCAAUGCGACGCGGACGCCCAAGACAAUCUAG